Messenger RNA from Triticum aestivum (bread wheat), 1197 nucleotides. RefSeq lists its product as uncharacterized. NCBI's taxonomy places the organism in Eukaryota, Viridiplantae, Streptophyta, Magnoliopsida, Poales, Poaceae. Gene Ontology annotation, molecular function: DNA binding. Gene Ontology annotation, biological process: regulation of DNA-templated transcription. Bases 237 to 989 code for a protein of 250 amino acids. The record is from RefSeq and is a predicted model, not a curated record. The transcript is spliced from 2 exons. Gene Ontology annotation, cellular component: chromatin; nucleus.
CCUGGCCCGUUUAUCUCGAGUGAGCGACCCGGCUGCUUCCUCCUCCUCCCCGUAUCCUCUUUCCCUCUUCGUAUUCCUCUUCCUUCUGUUUCCUCUUCUUAUUCCUCUUCUUCUUCGUUUCGAUCGAUUCACCACGGCGGCUUCUUCUUCGUCUCCUUUGCUUUUCUGAUUGGAACCCUAGUCGGAGGCCGAGGCAGUGCGCUAGGGAGUGGAUCGAACCCUAGCCGGGGAUCGCCAUGGAUUCAGAUGUAGCAGAUGGUAUUAAAGAUUCUUUGGGGAUCCAAAAAAAGAAGCCUGGGCGGCCAUUCAAGAAGAAGAGGAAGCCACGAAACCCGGCUGGGAGGCCGAGGAAGGAAGCAACUCCAGCCGUGUUGUCACCGUCAACAACCGGUUGUGGGGGGGCGAGAAAGGACAUGCCUGGUGACGAUGUGCCGUAUAGACAGUGCAAGAUGUUAAUUGAGCAGCUAGGACCAGGAUUGUCUUCUGAUAAUGUGUCGAAGUCCUCGAGGAGAACUGAGAGACAGACCACGAGGUGGUCAAAACCGCCAGCAGCACCAAAGUCCGCUCCUCAAACUGGAACCAACAGAGGGCGCGGGAGGCCAAGAAAGUACAAGCGGCCAGCAGCACCAAUGCCUGCUGAAGCUGAAGCUGGAGAUGCCGCGUCAAUGGGAAAGAGAAAGCGCGGGAGACCAAGGAAGGACAAGCCAGCAGCACCAAUGUCUACUGGAGAUGCCACUUCAACGGGAAUCAAGAUUGGGUCUCUGCAGCCAGAAAUGCAGAAGUCAACGGCAGCAAUGCCUGAUAAAACUGAAGAUGCUGCGUCGGCGGGGAUGAAGAGAGGACGCGGGAGGCCAAGAAAGGACAAGUUAGCAAUGUCUGCUGAAGCUGGAGAUGCCGCGUCAAUGAUAAUUAAGAAACCGCCCGGGAGGCCAAGAAAGCACAACCUAGAAGUGUUAGGCCUAGUUCAAUCUGAUGCAUGCAACAUAUGAGCUUAGUUAUCUGUUUAAAAAUAAUGUUGUGCAUGGUCGGGAUGUGACCUGCACAUGCACGUACUGGGACGCUGCCUCUAGCACGCAGCCUGCUCUUUCCGUUUUUCUCUCCCGGUCAUUGGCGUUCGCUUGUGAUCCAGUCGCUGGAUGGGGCGCAGAUACGGAUCAAGGUAGCCCGGCCGAGAGGUAGUGCAGGAAAAAAACUUAU